AUUUUCGACAGAUUGCGAGCGAAUAGACGGAGAGAAUUUUCUACUCGAAUAUUCAAUCUUUCACAUAGACCCCAUUUCCGCUACGGUCAGAGCUUCUUCUGGGGGAAAAGAAAAAAAGAAGAAGAAGGAAGCGCUUCAAGUUUCUGUUCCAAUGGAUCAGUUUGACGAGUCCAUCAAGAACCAAAUAGCGUCCCUUCUGCGAGUUAUUAACUUAACAAGAUGCUUUAAAGAGGACAAUGUUCCAUGCGAAAUUGAAGAGGGUCUUUUCUUGGGUUCUGUCGGAGCUGCAAAUAACAAGAAUGCACUGAAAAGCUUGAAUAUCACACACAUAUUGACUGUGGCUAGUUCAUUGUCACCUGCACAUCCAAAUGAUUUUGUAUAUAAAGUCAUUAAUGUCACUGACAGAGAAGACACAGAUAUAAAACAGUACUUCAAUGAGUCUUUCAAUUUCAUUGAUGAAGCUAAAAGAUUGGGUGGAGUGUUGGUCCAUUGCUUUGUGGGAAAAUCCAGAAGUGUGACCAUAGUUGUUGCCUAUCUGAUGAAAAAGCAUGGAAUGAGCCUAUCUCAAGCACUGGAACAUGUGAAGAACAGACGGGCUCUGGCAGCUCCUAAUUCUGGCUUUAUAUCGCAACUAAAGGACUUGGAAAAAUCUCUUCAAGAUGAGAAGAAUACAAGUUGAAAUGCAGAGAGUCCUAGCAUUACAGAUCAGAUGUAAUCUUCUUUGUAGAGAACUGUUCCAUCUUUAUAGAAAUAGAUGGUGUUGAUUGAAUAUAUUGCAAUAUUGGUACGAUGUAUAUAUGCUAGUCACUGGACAUUAUUAUGCAUGUAAACUAUAGUGAAAUACUCUUUGUGCUUUAUUAUGAAUCUCGAUUUCAUAUAUUUGGUCUCUUAUCAGAAUCAGAUGAAACUUUGUUUGUAGAGAAAUUUGUCAGUUGUUGCAAUAGCAGCAGCUGAACCUUGUUUGAGUGAU
This is a messenger RNA of Corylus avellana, 970 nucleotides long. It is a transcript of the gene MKP2, whose product is annotated as MAPK phosphatase 2. Gene Ontology annotation, cellular component: cytoplasm. Gene Ontology annotation, biological process: negative regulation of MAPK cascade; peptidyl-tyrosine dephosphorylation. The record is from RefSeq and is a predicted model, not a curated record. Gene Ontology annotation, molecular function: MAP kinase tyrosine phosphatase activity; MAP kinase tyrosine/serine/threonine phosphatase activity; protein tyrosine/threonine phosphatase activity. NCBI's taxonomy places the organism in Eukaryota, Viridiplantae, Streptophyta, Magnoliopsida, Fagales, Betulaceae.